Messenger RNA from Acomys russatus (golden spiny mouse), 6749 nucleotides. RefSeq names its product MAM and LDL receptor class A domain containing 1 (gene Malrd1). Gene Ontology annotation, molecular function: protein binding. Gene Ontology annotation, cellular component: membrane. The record is from RefSeq and is a predicted model, not a curated record. Lineage: Eukaryota; Metazoa; Chordata; Mammalia; Rodentia; Muridae. The transcript has 39 exons. Bases 1 to 6339 code for a protein of 2112 amino acids.
AUGAAGGGGCCUUUUUGUUUCAUUUGGACUGUUUGUCUUUUCAUUUCUCUACUGGGUCAGCGAGGAGCCCAAGCCUUUCAGUGCAGGAAUGGAGUCUAUUUGUCUUCUGACCAUGUGUGUGACUUCACAGACCACUGUGGGGACAACAGUGAUGAGCAGCAAUGCUGGAGUUAUGGGAGAUGUGACUUUGAGGAUGGGUUCUGCGACAUGACACAGGACCAGAGCCUACUACCUGGCUGGACGAGAAGAAAUGGAGUGACUGGUCCUUCACCUCCAUUCUGGGACCACAAUAGCAACGUAUCAGCCCAUUUUCUCAUACUGGUCUCCAGAGCAGAUUCCAUCUCCUCAAACUUAAGAAGUAGAAUUUUCCUUCCAACCAAUGACCAGCAAGUUUGUCAGAUUACCUUUUAUGACUUCUCCAGUCACCAGAAUGGCACACUGACAGCAGGCUUCCAAACCACAUGUGACAGUCCUGUCCAGCAUGUAUGGCGGAAGACAGAGGUGCUUCAGAGUCAGUGGGACAGAAAUGUUAUUACAAUCCAGAGCUCACAGCGGUUUCAGGUUCUUUUUCAGGCUCAAAUGCCUGCAACUCAUGGACAAGAGGAAGCUAUAGCUAUCGAUGACAUAUCAUUCAGUUCAGGUUGCUUGCCAGCAGAUGAGUAUCAGACCUGUGGAUUUGACUUUGACAUAUGUGACUGGGCAACUGAAGUAUCUGUUGAGCAAACUUCUUGGGUAUGCGCAAAAGCAAGAGAAGUCCCUUCACUGGACUCUGUGCCGUGGCAGGACCAAAGUGGUAAUGUUGAAGGAUACUUUGUGUGGAUGAAGGCUAGUCAUGCUUCCUCUGUGGGACUUGCAGAGAGCAGUGCAUAUUUAAACAGCUCUGCAUGUCACUGCAUGGCCAGCAAAUGCCAUCUUCGGUUCUAUUACACCAUGGAAAGCAGUGUUUUGACAGUAAGGCUGUACAAUAAUGAGGAAGAAAAAAUGAUGUGGACAUUCAAUACAUCGACUCGCAGCACGUGGGUGAAAGCUGAUGCAUUGAUACCAGAAGAUCUGAAGCCAUUAAAGUUUUUUUUGGAAGGCACAGUUUUGAGGCAGAGAAGUUUUAUUGGAAUUGAUCAGCUGUUGGUCUCCACAUGUGGAAAGACCCAUUCCCGGCAGCUUUGUCCUGUUAAUGAAUACACUUGUGCCAGUGGCCAGUGCCUUACCCACUCUUCAGUCUGUGACUACGGAAUGGACCACUCCAGUAGGAAUGAUGGAGACGCAGAGGCUUGCACCAGUCACCUCACCUGGGACUUCAAGUCUGGUUUCUGUGGCUGGGAGCCAUUUCCCACAGAAGAGUCCCGCUGGGAGGUGGCAGUGGAAGGACAGAGCAGUGGAGAGCACCUGCUUCCUCAGGCUGGUCACACAGCGGGCACAAGCCAUGAUUCAUUUAUUUAUUUUGGGCCACAGAAAUCCACUGGAGUGGCCGGGGUUGGAAGUCCUAUCCUUACCAAAUCACCCACUGCCUCUACUCCAUGCCAGGUGCGGUUUUGGUAUCGUUUAUCAGAGCAUUCCCGUCUCUCUGUUUUCACAAGAACAUCAUUAGAUGGCAGUUUGCUAAAGCAGAGUGAAGUGACCCAAGUCAUGGGAUCUCGGUGGAGCCAAGCAGAGAUUGUUCUCCAUGAAAAAGCUGGAGAAUCUUCUCUUCCUUUCCAGUUAAUUUUAGAAGCUACUGUUCUGUCAUCAAAUGCUACUGUUGCUGUAGAUGACAUCAGCAUAUCCCAGGAAUGUGAAAUUUCAUAUAAGUCACUUCGUAGUACCAGCAUACAAAAAGUUGCCGAUUGUGAUUUUGAAGCAAACAGCUGUGGGUGGUUCGAAGCCAGUGGUGCUGACCAUUUUGACUGGAUGUGGAGCUCCCCAAAUGAUCUUUCUGCUGAUUUCAAGCAACAAGCCCCACCUGGAGACCACACUCAUGGCACGGCUAAAGGGCAUUUCAUGUUCAUUUUGAAGAACAGCAGCAACUUGUUUCAAACUGCUAAACUUCAGAGCCCGACUUUCAGCCAGACAGGGCCCGGGUGUACACUGUCAUUCUGGUUUUAUAACUAUGGACUGUCAGUGGGGGCAGCUGAGUUGCAGCUACAUCUAGAAAAUUCCAGGGAUGCCACAGCUCUCUGGAGAGUAUUGUAUAACCAAGGCAACCAGUGGUCAGAGGCAACUGUCCAGCUAGGACGCCUCACUGGGCCCUUCUACCUGACACUAGAGAAAGUCAGUAUGGCCGUUUAUAGUGGGGUCUCUGGCGUUGAUGACAUCCGUUUUGAGAAUUGUGCUCUUCCACCUCCUGUUGAGCUUUGUGACGAGCCAGAUCACUUCUGGUGUAGACAGACAAAGGCUUGCAUUGGAAUCCAUCAGCUCUGUGACCUGGUUGAUGACUGUGGAGAUCGCACAGAUGAGAUUGACUGUGAACCUGAACUGCAGUGUGACUUUGAAAAUGGAAUGUGUAACUGGGAACAAAGUAUGGAGGAUGACUUCAACUGGACCAGAUACCAGGGUCCUACUUCAACACUGAACACAGGCCCAAUGAAGGACAACACAUUGGGCACAGCCAAAGGACACUACCUCUACAUAGAAACGUCAGGGCCACAGGUCUUUCAAGACAAAGCUAUUUUACUCAGCCCAAUCCUUAACGCCACUGACGCAAAUGGCUGCACCUUCCGCCUGUACUACCACAUGUUUGGAAAGCAUAUAUAUCAGCUGGCUGUGUACCAGAGAAUCUGGAGCAAUUCCAAGGGACAGCUGCUGUGGCAGAUAUUUGGGGAUCAAGGCAACAGAUGGAUAAGAAAACACCUCAGUAUUUCUAGCAGGCAUCCCUUUCAGAUCCUGAUAGUGGCCUCAGUGGGAGAUGGUUUCACUGGAGAUAUUGCGAUUGAUGAUCUAUCAUUCAUGAAUUGCACCCUCUACCCAGGAAACUUGCCAAUGGACAUUCCAAGUCCACCAGAAACUUCAGUUCCAGUGACCUUGCCUCCACACAACUGUACAGAUGAGCAAUUUGUCUGUAGAUCUAAUGGUCACUGUGUUGGAAAAAUUCAGAAAUGUGACUUCAGAUACGACUGCCCUGACAAAUCAGAUGAAGCAUCUUGUGUGCUGGAGGUUUGUACAUUUGAAGAGAAAAACCUUUGUAAAUGGUACCAGCCGAAACCAGCCAAGUCACUCCAUGAUUCAAAUACAUUCAGGUGGGGACUCAGCAAUGGGAUCAGCAUUCAUCACGGGGAAGAAACCCACAGACCAGCAGUAGAUCACACAAAAAAUACCACGGAUGGCUGGUACCUGUAUGCUGACAGUUCAAAUGGGAACUUUGGUGACCUUGCUGAUGUUUUCACGCCUGUCAUCUCACAAACGGGACCACGGUGUACUUUGGUGUUCUGGACACACAUGAAUGGUGCCACAGUGGGUUCUCUCCAGGUACUCAUCAAGAAAGGCGAUAUGAUUUCCAAAGUGUGGGCUCAGAGUGGACAGCAAGGGCCGCAGUGGAAGAAAGUACAAGUGUUUUUAGGCAUCCAUUCACAUGUGGAGGUUAUCUUUAGGGCAAAACGUGGUGUCAGUUACAUAGGAGAUGUGGCAGUAGACGAUGUUUCUUUUCAAGACUGCUCUCCGUUACUUGACACAAACAGGAAGUGCACUGCGGAGGAAUUCACGUGUGCUAACAAGCACUGCAUUGCAGAGGACAAGCUGUGUGACUUUGUGAAUGACUGCGCAGAUAAUUCUGAUGAGACCAUGUUCAUCUGUGGUACUUCUACUAGGCGCUGUGACUUUGAGUUUGACAUUUGUGCCUGGGAGCAGGAUCAUGAUGAAGACAUUGACUGGAACCUGAAAGCUAGCAACAUUCAAGCUACAAGCACACAGCCAGCUGUAGACCACACCCUGAGGAAUUCCUCUGGUCAUUACAUCAUUCUCAAAAGCUAUAUCCCACAGCAGCCCAUGAGAACAGCCAGAAUAUCCAGCCCAGUUAUAAGCAAGAGAAGCAAAGACUGCAAGAUAAUUUUUAAUUACCACAUGUAUGGCACUGGCAUUGGGGCCCUCAUUUUGCUCCAGGUGACAGUCACAAAUCACACAAAGGUACUCCUCAAUCUCACUGAAGAACAAGGCAAUUUCUGGCAGAGGAAAGAAUUGCCAUUAUCCAGUGAAGAAGACUUUCAACUCAAAUUUGAAGGCAGAGUUGGGGAAGGCCACCAUGGUAGUAUCGCACUUGAUGACAUUGUACUUACAAAGAGCUGCCUGUCAUCUCGCCACUCCACAAGGGAAGAAUUGUCACUUCCUCUUCCAACAGGCUUUUGCCCACAUGGCUAUGAGGAAUGUCAGAAUGGCAGAUGCUACAGUCCAGAGCAGAGGUGUAAUUUUGUAGAUGACUGUGGUGAUAACACCGAUGAAAAUGAAUGUGGUGGCGCCUGCACUUUUGAGAAAGGUUGGUGCGGCUGGAGGAACUCUGUAGCUGAAAAUUCUGAUUGGGUUUUAGGAAUUGGAUCUCAUAAAAGCCAGCGGCCUCCCAAAGACCACACACUUGGAAAUGAACAUGGUCACUUCAUGUAUAUGGAGGCCACCCCUGUGGGCCUUCAAGGCGACAAAGCCCACUUCAAGAGUGCCAUGUGGCAAGAAUCCAGCGCUGCCUGCACUAUGAGCUUCUGGUAUUUCAUAUCUGCAAAAGCCACAGGAUCCAUUCAGAUUCUCAUUAAGACAGACAAAGGACUUUCAGAAGUAUGGCGACAAAGCAAGCCAGAGGCUGGUAAUCACUGGCAAAAGGCCACCAUCCUACUGGGGAAAUUAAGGAAUUUUGAGGUCAUAUUUCAAGGCAUCAGAACAAGAGAUCUAGGGGGUGGAGCUGCAAUCGAUGACAUUGAAUUCCAGAACUGCACAACUGUUGGAGAAACCACUGAGAUUUGCUCAGAAGUCACAGACUUUUUGUGCCAAGACAAGAAAUGCAUCUCAUCCCACCUUGUUUGUGACUACAAGCCAGACUGUGCUGACAGGUCUGAUGAAGCUCAUUGUGGAUAUUAUGUAAGCACAGCAGGAAGCUGCAAUUUUGAAACAACUUCAGGAGACUGGACUGUGGAUUGUGGUCUCACCCAAGAUCCUGAAGAUGACUUGGAUUGGGGCAUCGGUGACACCAUUUCCUCUGACUCCUUGAGCCCAGAUUCGGAUCACACACCAGGUAGUGGUCGGCAUUUCUUGUAUGUCAACUCUUCUGUCUUCAACAAAGAAGGGUCUACUGCAAGAAUCAUUACCACUCAAUUCUUCCCAGCAAGCCUUGGAAUGUGUACUGUUCGGUUCUGGUUCUACAUGGUGGAUCCCGGGAUGUUGGGGAUAUUAAAGGUGUAUAUCAUCGAGGAAUCAGGACUAAACAUCCUCAUGUGGUCCAUAGUCCAAAAUAAAAACACUGGAUGGACCUAUGUGUAUGUACCUCUCUCUAGUAACAGCCCAUUCAAGGUGGCAUUCGAGGCUGACUUCAGUGGGAAGGAAGGCAUCUUCAUUGCUCUUGAUGACAUCACUUUCACCCCUGAGUGUGCAUCUGGAGGACCAGCCUUACCACAGCCAUCACAUUGUGAAGAAGACCAGUUUGCUUGUAUCUACACCCUGCAGUGUGUCCUUGCCUCAGAGAAGUGUGAUGGGCAAGAAGACUGUGUAGAUGGAUCUGAUGAGAUGGAUUGCUCUCUCAGUCCCCCUCCUCAACUCUGCAGUGAUUCGGAAUUCCAGUGUUCUGAAGGCCAGUGCAUCCCUUCUCUCCUUCUCUGUGAUGGAGUGACCGACUGCCACUUUCAUGAAGAUGAAUUCAAUUGUGCCAAUCAGAGCUGCCCCAAUGGAGCUUUGGCAUGUAAUUCAUCAGGCAGCUGCAUCCCAACUCACCAGCGCUGUGAUGGUGCCGCUCAGUGCGACGACUUCCAAAUCGAUGAGUCCAGCUGCUCAGAAUGUCCAAUACAUUAUUGCAGAAAUGGUGGCAUUUGUGUGGUGGAGAACAUUGGUCCCAUGUGUAGGUGUGGACAAGGAUGGACGGGAAAUCGAUGCCACAUCAGGUCUAACCUUUCUACUGCGGGUUUUGUGUACACUCAGAAUUACAUAUGGACUCUGCUGGGUAUCGGACUUGGGUUCCUCGUGACACAUAUUGCAGUGGCCAUCUUGUGUUUUCUUGCAAACAGAAGAGGACUAGUGAGGAAAUCUGAGCAGGGAGGCAACUGUGCCUUUGUUAAUCCAGUUUAUGGGAAUUGCAUCAAUCCAGAGAAAACAGAGAGUUCCAUCUAUUCUUUCCCCAAUCCAUUUUAUGGUGCAACAUCUGGAAGCCUGGAGACAGGCUCUCAUCAUCUCAAAUCAUAACAGCAAAACGAUGUCUCAUCUGUGUUUGUAGAAAAUUUUAUUCACUAAAUUGAUCCCGUAUAAGGCGAAAGGGGAAACAUUAAAUGUUAGUGUGAUUACAACAUAGAGAUUCUUUGAGUGUUAUUAUGCAAUCACAGAAGCUCCUUAGCUUCAUUGUAUAUCUGAGUACUUCAAUUAAACAUUCUGCCUAAUCAACUUAUGUACCUUUUAUUUGAUACUGAUUAUUAUGUUUAAUGACUAAACUACAGUUUUUUCCACACACAUAUUUGAGUGGCCAUGGCCUGGGAAUAUAGAUUUGGGUUACCCUAAAUUUCAUGUUCGUGGAAUAGGUUUCAUGGUUUUGCAGAACAAAGGAAGUUCUAAAUCAAGGCAGGUUUAAAAUGCAUUCAGUAUAUCAGGUUACCGUGAGA